Messenger RNA from Lytechinus variegatus (green sea urchin), 1306 nucleotides. It is a transcript of the gene atpsckmt, whose product is annotated as ATP synthase subunit C lysine N-methyltransferase-like. The transcript is spliced from 3 exons. Gene Ontology annotation, molecular function: protein-lysine N-methyltransferase activity. Gene Ontology annotation, biological process: peptidyl-lysine trimethylation; regulation of mitochondrial ATP synthesis coupled proton transport; positive regulation of proton-transporting ATP synthase activity, rotational mechanism. Bases 111 to 821 code for a protein of 236 amino acids. Gene Ontology annotation, cellular component: mitochondrion. The record is from RefSeq and is a predicted model, not a curated record. Lineage: Eukaryota; Metazoa; Echinodermata; Echinoidea; Temnopleuroida; Toxopneustidae.
ACUGAGAGUACAGUGACGUAGUGUUGCACAUAGUGUCCUGUGAAAUUCGCCUCAUGAUAAGUACCUACCGAUCCGUUUGAACUGGGGCGAUCAUUUUAACCUUUAAUUUUAUGGAAAAUGUAGGAGAACUAAAGCAGAGUGGUGUGCCUGACGUAAGAUCUAGACAAGAUAGAAGAUGGAGGAAAGGACUCGUAAUUCUUGGCGUAACAGGGGCAGUAGUUGGAGGCCUGUAUGCCGUUGCUACUCCAUUCGUUCUUCCAGCCUUUCGCCGGGUUUGCUUGCCUUACGUCCCCGCCACGACGGCGCAAGUUGACAAUGUGUUUUCGGUCCUCAAGCGUGCCGCGGCCUCCACUUCUACUAAACAAACAUUGAAUGCAGUACGUGGGACUGAAGUGAGAAAGAUCCUCGUGGACCUAGGAAGUGGAGAUGGCAGAAUCGUAAUAGAAGGAGCGAAACAAGGGUACCGCGGUGUUGGAUAUGAACUCAAUCCAUGGCUUGUCUGGUAUUCAAGACUGGCUUCUCGUCAAGCAGGAAUGAAACAAAGAACCUCGUUUCAUCGGACCAAUCUUUGGAAUGUUGACCUUAGCAAGUUUGAUGUCAUUGUUAUAUUCGGAGUAUCACAAAUGAUGGCUGCCCUGGAAAGCAAGAUUUCAUCUGAGAUGAAGCCUUCUGCCUUGGUUGUUGCUUGCCGUUUUCCUAUCCCUGACUGGGAGCCCCAUUUAUGCGAAGGUACAGGAGUGGAUGAGGUAUGGCUGUACAGGGCGUCUAGUAAAAAUGUGACUGGUGUAAGAACGGAGGUGUCAUCCAGCGAGGUAUCAUGAAUCCACGGGUACUAAUUAAUCUUGAGAGUAAUUGGUUGAUGACCCCUCGAUGCCAUCUCUAUGGAAGGCUAAGUUGGACAAAUAGUCAUCUGUGAAGAGACAAAUGCUUUCCAUGCCCAAUUUCAAUGCGUAUGUAUGCAAUUGGACCAAUAAGCAGUGUUUUGUGCAUCUAAACCGAAUCCAAGAUGACCAGCUUUGCCUUCCGUAAUGGUGGCGUCGAGCUGGAGACUUUAUGACACAAUCAUGAAACGCAGUCAAGGGAUCUACUGGGCUUGGAUAAUGGAUCAAGUGUUAACUACAGAUGAUGAUUGAAAUUAUUUUUGUGGAGUGUUUCAGUUCAGAGUGGCGUUACGCACGAGUGGUGACCCUUUCUUGUUGCACAUUUCAUAAAACUUCUUAUAGUAACAAAUUUUCAAUGAGAGUGGCAGAUCAAAUAUAUGUAUUAUGAAUAAAUAUAUUGGAAAUAAUAGAACUGGUUCUUAUUC